GACACUUCUGGCAGACUUGAAACAAUUCACAAAUCAUUAGUUUGUUUUGCCCUUUCCCUUGUUUCUACUGCACCUAUAAAUUAAGAAGAUUGGGGAAUCUGUUGACCCAUCUGGAAAAGAAAAGGAAGCAAUACACUGCUUCCCUUAAAAAUUUCUUCUACGAAGCAGAAGAGAAAAUAGGGAAAGCUUUCAUAGACCACAGCUAACAAGCAAGACAAGAUACUGUCAGUGGAGUUCAAAUGACCUUAAAAAAAAAGAAGGCGGGGGGGGAAGGAAGUCUAGCUGCAGGUUGUUCAUGCAAGUGGAGGAGAACAGUGGACAGCAUGCAAAUAGGAGGAGAAACUAAGCAAUGGAAGAAACUUUUGAAUAGGAUUACAAUGAUGACCAAGCAUAAGAGAGAUGAACAAGGAGGGAAUGAUGAACAGAUGGAAGAGGGAGGAUAAAGCAAAGAGCAAAUAUAGACAGUGUAAAGACAAAUCAUUUAUUACAUUGAGGUAACUAAAAAUACAUAUAUAAGUCCCAUCCUACCAUUAGUUUUUUAUGUAGGAAAUUUUGGUGAGUUGCUAUAGAGAUAGGUUUAUAACUGUGAAACUCAUAAGAGUGUCCACAACCUGACAUUGAUAAUAAGAUUCAGACUCUUUUUUAUCAUUUUUAAUUUAUAUAAACAGAAUAUAUAUCUAAUUACAAUGCUAAUAAAUAAUUUGAAAAUACCAUUUUACAGCAUGAAAGCAACAGAAAAAGAAUGUGUUGAAAAAGAAAGCAAUGUUUUAAUAAUUUCUGAGUUUGAAAGUAAUAUUUUAAUGAUCUUUCAAUUCUAAUAACUUCUGGUAUUAUUUAUAAUGAUUUUUAAUGUAUUUACAUUUAGAAAUGCUAAAUCAAGUGUCCUUUUAAAACGGCACUGUAUGUAUACACCCAUGCUUUGUUCCUUCCCAACAGAUGAACCAUUCAGGAAAAGAUGACAAAUAUUUCUUCUGUAAGAACUAAUUUUAAUCUCUUAAAGUGAGACUUUUCUUGGCUCUUUAUCUUAAUUGGACUUGUAGGUAGUAGAAUAGUAUUCUAGUUUGAAAAUAUCUAUUCUACACCAUAGAAAUUUUCUGAAUGAUAGUUAUUAUUUGCUGAUUUCACAUGAAACAUCUAACUGAAGAGCCAAAUGCUGUAGACAUUUAACAACCAGAACAAUUUAGAAGAGUGCCAAAUUAAAUUUAGCAAGGAAAUUAAACAGAAAGAGUAUAAUGAAUCAAACUGGAAUAUGGUCAGGACAACACCUCCAUAAGAUUUGAAUUGUAUGCCUCAUCCAAAACGCUGCACCUGUGCAAGAAGACUAUUUCUUGCUAUUAAGCUAAGGCACUACAUUAAAAAAAUACUUGAACCACUAAAAAUAGAGGGGUUUUGCUCAUGCGAUAUAAGAAUGUUGUCCCACUAUCUUCUCUCUUGUUUCUACUAUGGUACCAGAGCAAAGAGAGUACUGUUAGCACAUGCUGAUGUACAAGGAAUAAAAUUUUGAAGAUGCCUUUCUUCCCAGUUUGCCUUUACACUAACAGUUAUUAACUUGUAUUCAGUAUAUAAUUUGUAAAAAUUAUGUAUUUUACCUGUUUUUGAAAUUAUAAGAUGGGAACUUACAGAUAAUAAUACAAUAAGGUGGACCAAACAAGGUGGUAAAUAUGAAAAAGUUCAUAUUACUGACCAAACUGUAAGCUUAUGUUAAAAUACUGGCAUGAGAUUCUUACAAAAUUUUCACAGGUCCUGAAAUAUUUCCUAUAAGCAUAUUUCUUAUAUCCUAUUUUUCAUAUUGCAUAUACGUAAAUAUAUGAAAAAUAAAACCAUUCCAAUGUGGGUAGUGUAGCAUAAACAUUAUAUGUUGUGUUUUGUGUAGGAAUAUUGCUAAAUUGGUAGACGUGUGUCUUAAAUUCUGCAACAUGUGAAGGAAAAAAGAGUGGAUGUCAGUAGGCUGAUUAAAGGUAGACCAGUCACGAUGCUUCAUGGAAUUAAAUAUACUAAUCAGAUUCUGAGCUUAAGGGACAGAAAUAGAAAAAGAAGUGGAGCAAGACUGUGAAUAGUGUUGCUCCCUCUUUUAUCUUUACUUUUCAUGUAUGCAAUUUUAUUAACUUAGGCUUUGCAGACAAAACUGACAUUUUCUAAAGCAUUUGCCCAGGUAAGUUGAGUUAAUUGUUAUUUUUCUCAUUUGCUUUAACUAUUAAGAGUUAAAUAACCAGUAGUGCUUUUUUUGCUUCAGCAAUUGGAAGGAUAUGUGUAUACAGCACGUUGUUCCUGACCGGGGUUGACAGUGCAGAAGUGGAUAAGUGCAAAGGAAAAAAAAUGUGAACGUGUUAUCCUAUUAAGCCAUAGCAAGGCAGCCAGCCCAUCCUUUGUUAGCUUAGAAAACCAAACUAUUCACAGACAGUCCAUAAUAGCAAGUGAGUAUCUGAGAAAAAUGAAUCUUGGCUCAUAGUAAGUAUAAAUACCUUUUUAUUUUAAAUAGCAGCCCUAAGUAUCGGGUAGUAUUUUGUAGAUACUUAAUUGCUGUAAGUCAUCAUAGCUUUUAUAAAAUACAGAAUUUCUGUAUUGUUUUUACACAGUAGAUGCAAUUUAUUCACAAACCUAAACUCAAGUAUAAUUUGAAUUCUUUAAAUAUGAAUAAUAGUGUCCUAAAUAGAAGGGAUUUUGAAGAUGGACUUUUGGUUCCUAAAACUGUAUGUCAUCUUAUUUCCGAAAAGGCAGGGACUUAAAAUGUAGUAAUACAUAUUUUAAGAACUGAAAGCCUGGCUAAACAAAUUUCAAUUUGUUAUUUGUACUGUCUUUAUCUGCAAAGACUAUUUCAGAUGUGGAAGGUGAAGAAUGCUAUGGUAAGACUACAGGGAUAGGAUAUAUUAGUAAAGAAGGAGUUUUACAUACUGCUGAGUAGAGAAGCUUACAAACUGAGUUUGCAGCACUUAAGCUUGGAUAGCUGGGGUAGGGGACUGGGGGCAGUGUCCUCAUCCUGCAUACUAGACCACUCCGAGAAAAGUAGUUUUCCUCUUUAAGGAGGGAAACACUGGUUCUCUCCCUCCCAGUUUAGUGAAGAAACAUAAACAUUUUCUCAGCAUACCUACACUGAACUAAAAACAAGCCUGUGAAAUAUUAAACACUCCCUUUUUUGUUAUCCUUUGCCCAAAUAACUCCUAUGCACCAUAAAUGCCUUUCCUCUAGAAAGUGACCUUGGAAACUGCAUAGUCAGAAAAUAAGGUAGGAUAAAUUCUGUUUCCCCAUUAUAGAGAAUGGAAAACAAAACCUGGAAGCUAGGAUCAAUUUUUUUUUCUUACUGCACUUUAUAAGAAAUGAAAGAUUUUUCUCAAUCAUAAUUUAUAUUCUGUAGUCACACAGAUGCUCUCAAAAUAACUAGCUAACUCACUUCCAAAGAAAAUUAAUUAUGACAAUAUACAACUAUUGCACAGGUUUCUCUUGAUAAGCCGGGUUUCAAGUGAAAUAAAAGAGGUUUGUGAUUUACAUUAUUCUUAUUGCAGUGGGAUUAACAACUCUGAAAUUCAAAAAAUGAGCAUAGGUCGGCUUGACAAUGGAUUGUAGUACUUUGUUGGUAGUACCAUCUUUUACCAUAGAAUUUAUAUUUCCUACUAUUGGAAACAGCAGUGUGUUACAGUGACACUUCUACUAAUUUCAUUUCCAUUUGCCACAUGACAUCUGAAGUGCAUUUCACCUACCUGUUCUUAUGGUCCAUGCUGACAAAGCAUGAUUUAUGUGCUGAAACAAAAACAAAAGUGACUGAGUGCAAGAUACAAUGCCAGUAUGACAAACUCACUGACAAGGAAAGGGCUGAUCCAGCUCCUGUUCAAAUUGGCCGUUUUUCCUUUGGCCUCAAAACAGGAAUAGGAACAGUCCAACAGUUGAGACAACAUCCAUGGCAAUUCAUGAGGAAAAUUUUAGUAAGGACAAAAUGAUUUUAUCCAGUAUAACAGAGAUACAAUGCACAAUAAAAUAAGCUGUCUAGGCCAGUUGUAGAAACUUUAUUUUAUAUACGCAUAAUAAAUACAUGAACAUCCAUUAUAUUGAACUGAUACCACUGAAAAAUGUGAUCAGUAACUUGAAGUAUUCAUUUUACAGAAUUCAUGUUAAAGUCAUCAGGUGGUUCAUUUAAGGGUCAUUUACAGCACAGAGGCUGCUUAUUUCUCCUUUUCUUUGGCAUAUAGAAAACUGCAUAUUUUUAAAUGAGGGUAGAAAUGAACUACUUCGAUGCAGAAAUGACACAUCUUCAAAUAUGAAAUGAAUGUCUAGUCUUAAUAAUACAUUAUUUAUUCUUGUGGACAAGGACUCAGAAUAAUUAAACAGAAAGCAAAAUUAGCUUAGUAAGUAGGCAGGAGCUUUGAUUUAGGUUUAUAAGAAAAUGAAUUUUACAAAUGGUUUUGGCAGAAGUUAAGAAUUGAAACCUGGACCUAUACCUUUUCUUCUCUGCCUAAAAAAAGCAGAAAUACACGUGCAUGUAAAAACCCAUGAAGGCUGAACUAUAAUUUUUGUAUGCAUUUGCUGGCAUUUGCAUUCUCAGUAAAAAUAAUCUUGAGAGCAGUUGACUGACUGCUACCUUAUUAGCCUUUUUAAAAACUAAAGCAAAGAGCAAUCUGUGUGCAGGAAGAUCUUUUAAAUGUAAUAGCCAGAAUGGUAUGCCAGCUAUUCCUCUAAAAAAGUCAGUCAAAACCUAUUUCACACUAUUUGUCUAGUGUCACUUCUUGCUUACGUAAGGGUCCAAAAUAAUGCAAAAUCUUAAUUCCAUGGAGUUUGAAUUUCCUGAAUGUGCUCCUUUAGAGCACAAGUGAUGUUCUUAGUUGCUUAGACAAUAAUCUUUCUAGAGAAUCAGAAAUGCAGUAGAAAUACUAUUGACUGGUGUUUGCUUAUCUUUUGAUGAGCUGAAAAAGCAAGAUCUUGAUUUGAUGUGGUUAUUAAAAAUUCUGCAGCACAUUUCAGGAAAUAAAAUGGUUAAUCACUGGAUCUUAGUACAAUACCGAUUGCUGAGUAAUUUCACUUAUCCAUGCUUUUCUAAGUAUUUAAUUUGGAUGUGCUAUUCUCAUAUCUAAUUGGGUACUCUCAGAUAACUACCAAGUUCCAUCUGAAUGGAAGCUGAUUCUUUGCAGCCACAUAAUUCAUGUAUUAAUUAACUUUGUGAAAUGCUUUAGGGUCUUGUUACUCCUCCAUAUAUAUAAAGUGGCUGCCUGCUUCUUUUUUUUUUCUUUCUGCAGAACGAACAAAUGUUCUAAACAUUUUCCAAAGACAUUUUGGCCUCCUUUUGUUUGUUCUCUGGAAAACAUAAUAGAGGAAAUGAUAAACAAAUGAAAAUAAGAUAUAUACCAGCUGAGAGGGAGAAUAAGAAACACCACUAAGAAAGACAGGUAUUUUUGAUAAUGCACCUCUUUCCUUGCAUGUGUUUGGCAUAAAAUACAUUCUUUGGCAAAAGGACUGCAGAAAUGAGUGUUCAGAAAUUAUUGAAAUAUGGAAUAGUGGUAGCUUGAUAAAAAGAUUUGGAGCACCUUCAUAGAAAAAAUGAGAAAAUGGAGGAUAAUUCAGUAAGAGGUACUCAAAUGAGUGAGCCCUAUUUAUCCAUGGGUUAUCUGCUACAGUGCAUAAACACCAACGCAGGUAGUAUGCUGCAAAGUACAAUCAGUAAGGAGAGCAAAAGGAAGAAUUCACAAGGAAAAGUCAAGCUUUAAGAAUAAUUUAAAAGGAGGAGAGAAGGGGAGAAACCUAAGCAGUGAGAGACUGAGCCAAACAUAAUUGAUAACUUGAUAGAGGAGCAAAGUCAAAACAAAGAAAACAAAGAUUAGUAUGCAACAGAAGAGUUUUGAGAAAUACAAGAAGCAAGACGCAGUGGAAGGCAAUGACAACAAAAUCUGGUAUACAGAUUUAGAGACAAAAAGUCAAAUGCUGUAUCCAAAAGGAGGAAAUAUAUCAGAAGGGGUUGAUAUGGUUGAAACACAGAAGGCAAGGCAGUAGAAGGCUUUUAAUUCAGAAAUGGUUGAGUAUUCUGAGACAUUGUUCUUAUAUAGUCUAAGAAAAGUGAAAUAUUUUAGGUAUGGGAUUUAAUGGGGAGAUAGUGAGCUGUCGCUGAAAAUAUUUAUAGCUAUGCUUUCUACAACAUAUGAUGGUGAAAUUACAGAAAAUAUAUUUAGCACCUAAAAAGACAAUAGUAUCCUGAAAGAACGUUAGACAUUUUACAAAUGUAUUGUGUCACCACACCAUUCUGACUUAACAUUUCUUGUGUCAUUACACAUUAAUAAUUUCCUUCAUGUUUUUCCUUGCUUUUUUUAAAAAAAAAGCUUACUUUGCCUUUUCUGCCAGUGUCCCAUCAUCACAAUAUAGGUUCACUGAACAUGCUUAUUCAGAAAACUUAAGAAAACAAAUGUUUUCAAAUAAAAUCUCCAUUAUAUAGAUAAUAUGAAAAUGAAAUAAAAUUAUUCCUGUAUUUUCAGUUCUUUCUUUCAAGUAGGAUUUUUAAUGCAGCUGUUCCUGCCUCACAACAUGAUCUCAGAAGCAUAUGUUAGAAAAAUAAAAUGUUGUUGUCCAUAUUAUUAUCACAAAGCUUGUCGUCACCCACAUUAUCCUGCAAGAAAUGCUAUUAGGGAUGCCGUUCACAGUGAAAAUAAACACAUUUGAGACAGAUUCAACUACUGCUAUGGUGGGGAGUGAUCUUUCACGCAAAAUUUAGUUAAGGAGUCGCUUAUCGCGAGCUAACCCAAGCACUGCCGUUGGUAGUAAGAAUAACCUAUCGCAUAGACCACUAUGUCGGGAGAUGUUGGCUUCUAUCCAGUGGCUGAAUGCCUUUAUUCGUGGUUAAGGUAAUUGGACUAGUGAACACUCAGCUUCUCCCAAGAAGUGUCCAGCAGUGGACAGAAUUGUCCGUGAUUAAGGGUCUUACCCUGCAAUCCUGAUGCCUUAAAUUAAUCAUUACUCAAGGCAAUGGCACUACUUACAUGACUAGGAUUGAAGGUGAUGAGAUUCCUAACUCAGCACAUCUGAGUUGUAGAACCAACAGAACAAGAACAAACAAAGAGAAGGCAAAGAAAAUGUACGUAGAAAACAUGAGUGAAAAGGAAGAGCUGGUGCCCCACCCUCUUCUGAAAUGGUAAUUCUUAGAGGAGAAAGUAUAAUUUAACAUUUGGAAAUGUGGUAGGGACAACAAAACUAUUUGGAUUAUAAAGGUUCUUUUCAAUGUUUAUUUGAAAAUUAUUUUAAGAUAUCAAUGACAACAUACUGCAUCUGGAAUUUAAAUCAGUAAUAUAUAAAUAUGAAAAUUAACAAACGAAACUGUAGUCUUCAUCACAAACAGUCUAAACAAUCAUCCUAAAUUGUAGCUUUCAUCUACUUUUCCUUUAUUACCAAGCACAAAAAUUCAAAAAACAAACAAACAAAAAACCCACAAAACAAAAACACAGCUUAAAUCAUACUGGUCACCUCGGUCUCACUCCUUGUCUUUGACCACAUGGCAAAAUCCUAUCACUGAGAGCAACUUUGUCCUAUGGCAAUCCUUGUUGGUGGCAAUCACAAUUUUAGGAGUUGGGGAAGGAGAAGGGAUGUUUAGGGUUUUCCUGAGGUUGAAUUGAGAGCAAUCCUAAAAAUAAAAAUGUUUUCUCAAUUACAACUUAAUAAAAGUGAAUAUAACUAAAAUAUCAAUUAUCACAGACAGAUUAUGGGGGUCUGUUAGCUUGCUCUUUCUGUGGUUAUAAAUAUAUGUACCAAUCGACAAAUCAUAGUUAACAUAAGGUAACUCUAAAAAUGAGUUUAACACUCUCAGUAUACUAGCAUACGUAACUGUUUAAUAGAACCUUGAUUUUUAUCUGGAGCUGACAGGCAUUCCCUCACAUCCAUAACUAAAGAUGAAUGUUGGUCCCAGCCCCUGCCUCUGUGUCCCUUAGACCCUCACAUUUGACUUACCGAUCAGGUUAUUCUUCCCACUGAGCACAGAGCUCAGCUGCCUCCAUCAUGUGUUGCCUCACCUAGCCUUGUAGCACUGAAUUUAACACCUUCAGGCAGGCUUGGCUGUCUGUCAAGCUUUGACUAAGGACGCCUGGAAAAAAACUGAGAGAUAGUUGCGUUCUGUAAAUUGACACUGUAAACAUCCCAAAGUGUCUGCUGUGAAAUAAAUACACAACUUUAUCCAGUUCUCAAGAGUGUCUUCCAAAAUGGCAGGGGGAGAACGCCAGUAUUUUCCCAACCAGCUAAUGGACGUAUUAGUGCUCUGGCACAUCCAGUCAUUUAGCCUUCCACAAAAUUAAAAAGUUUUUUGUGGAAGUCAAUGACUAUGUCUUGAAAGAAGAAUUUAUUCCUAGUUGUUUGGCUAGCUACGUAUGACUGCAUACAGUGACACAUACCACGAUUCUCAUAUUGUCUAUUCAAUGACUUAAAAGAUUAUAUUGUAAUCUUAAUUUUUAUAACAAAAUCCACACAUUCCCAUUACACCACAUAGGUUUACAGCCUGAAAAAAAUCACUCAUGCUCUUUCCAACAUGAUUACUUUUACGAUGAUAGAAUUUCACAUUUUAUGAAACAAAUUAAAAGCUUGCAAAUCGAACUAAACCAGAAAACAUGUUAAGACUUUGAAAUGAAUUUCACUAUUUUUUAUUACUUCUUUAAUACAAACCAAUUCUUUCAGGUAACUCGAAUGACAACUUAUCUAUUAACUUGAGAAAACUCACAAGAAAACCAUAGAGUUAUUUUAUUAACUUUUGUUGUACUAAUGUAUGAUGAUGCAUUUGAUGUAUUGAUGAACAAUCAUCGUCUAAGUAUCAUUAUAACUAGCAUCACUUGCAGUCACAAUGAUAUUUAAAGAUAUAUUGCAUAACUGACUUUCAAAACUGCCAAUAGUUUUAACAGUUCAAAUACUUCUAAUUUCAAACAAUGUGAAUUAUCUAUUCCAUAGGUCAUUAAAAUACAAUAGGAAAUCUUUAGAUUAUAUUUUUUUUCACAGAUUGUAUUUUCAAUACUGUAGGAAAAAAAAGCUGUAGGUUUUGGCCAGCCAACUUUCCCAGGAAACACAAUCCCACCAGAUGCUACCCAUUUUAUGUGGCUGCAUAGCCCCUACAUAGUAACUCUACAGCCUGGGAUACAGGCCUUUUCCCUCACUACCAUGCCUUCAAUCACCACUCAAGCUCCACUGCACAGUAGGAGUGAUAACUUCUGGAUUUUAGAUAUUCUGCUCAGUUCAAUACAAAUUUUAGGUUUCAAUACAAAUUUUAGGUUUCACUUUACUGCAAGAAAAUAAUUGACUAAACAUGGAUGGAAAGAUCAUCCCCUGGUUGAGGGUUUGGGGAUUCUAUUCUCUUAUAUUCAGUCUAAACAUUUUUUCAAGAGAAAAAACAAUAAUCAUUGUUUUCAAUAUGUAUAUAAAUUAGAUUGAAUUAGAAAUGCAUGCUUAACACAACAUAGUAAUGUCUAAAAAUCAGAAUCAUAGGCUUGUAAAGUCAGCCAUGGUCCAAACCUUCCACAUACUUCAACAAAAAGUUAGAGAAAGUUAGAGAGCAAAAUUAUCACAGAGAAUCUUUCUCAUCAUCAAAUGUUUUCCCUCCCACACAGAAAAGUGGAGCGCAGAUGCCUUCAGGUUUUAGAAAUGAGUAGAAAAAGAAGAAAAAGCUGCAAGAGCAGAAAAAGCUCUGAUUCCAGAGAAUAUGAACAAUUGCCACCCAUUUGUAAAUGCCAGCAAAAUCUAGAAAGCCUUGAAAAUAAAGUAGAUGAGGAGCUGGCUCACUUCUCUGAGCCAUCAGAUGUAAAGGGUUCUGAAGAAAAUGGAAAAGAUCAUGAAAAUAAGAAUCAGAGUAGCUCAGAUGCAUCUGAAGAUAGAGACCUUGAUAAUGUAUCAGACAGUGAAAAAGAAGAAAAGAAGGAAAAGAACUGCCCUCCUCAACUGUUCUCUCCUCAGCAAAAUGUAAUCCUAGCUACAGUAACUUUUGGUGAGUCAGAGGGCUCAUCAACAGGAAAAAUUACACUGUGGGGCAAACCAGACUCUGCAAAGUCCAUUAGCUUGGCCACAGGAAAAAUUACUGCAGAAGUAAAAUACAGUUCAUUUAAUAUGAAAGUUGAAAUUAAGAACCUUUCUUUGUUUGGUACGGGAACAAACCUUCUAGUCAAAAAAAGGAAAAGUUCAAAGAACAGUAAACGCUGUCAUGAAAGACGAUUCCAGAAAAGUCAGUAUUCAAAAUGUCCUAAAUACCAGUGUCCUUCAACUAACCAUUCAGUUGAUGACAAUGAGAAAUAUACGGUAUCCUCUAAACAUAAAAUCCAAACUGCCACUAACAAGGAUGCCUCCCUGAAAAUGAAUAUUGAAGGAAAAGAAAUUAAAGUGAAAUAUACCAAUAGAAAGAAAAAUCUAAUGGUUAACAUCAGACCUGGUGAACAGAUACAUAGCAAAACCUGCAACGGCAACCAUGAAGAUAUGUAUUGGAGUGAAACAGAUUAUUCUGUAACAGAGGCACCUUGCAAUACAGAUUGUGAGUCAUAUUUUAGCCUUCAUGAAAAGGACAACUGUACAUUCCUGGAUGGAUCCAUACUUCUCCCUCCACCUGAAGAGUUUGCUGACUAUGACAAAAUGCAUUUGGAUACUAUUUCAGAGGGGGUGUCUUUGUACUCUGAUAAUGACAGAAGAGACUCUGACAGCCUCUCUGCAGCCUUGAGAAUUUGGGAAGAAGAAAAUUAUUUCUGUAAACAUAACAAAAAGGAGUAUAAAGACCACACAAGUGAAAAGGAAUAUUUUUCAAAAGAUAAAACAAUUUUCUCAAGUAUGCAUAAUAGAAAUAUUCUAGAUAGUAAUAUCUUGAAUAAGCCAAACUUUGAUAAGGCACUCAUCAAUAAGAGCAGUGGAACAGGUCAAGAAAGAAAUGUCAGCGACAGUGGCAGUGACACUGGACAAAAAGCAGCAAGAAGAAAGUCUUUCCCAGAUACCACCCUUGAUGUACUAUCACCAGUUCAUCUUAGAAGGGAUUCUGGCUUUUAUUCAUUGCCCUCCUUAUCCUUAAAAGUAUUACCUAAGGAGGCCAAACCAGGAGAUGUUUACAGCAAGAACGCACACACUCAUACCAGCGAUACAGAACUUUGUAGGUGUCCUGACUUCACCUCAUCACUGAGAAGUUUGAGAAGUCUUAAGUCUUCAUAUCAGUACGCUUUCACCUCAUUUGAUCAUAAUAUUACCAUUUAUCCAUCUGAAAGUCUAGAUGAUACUUGUUUACUGAAUGAGUAUGCAAACUAUAUAGGGCAAAGUGAAGAAACAUUAAUAAAGACUCUUCAUUCCAGUGAUCCUAUAAAUGAGAAACAAGAAAAUAAACAUGUGGAGCCUCUGAGAAACCUAGCCAUAAGGGAGGAAGAUACAGAGUCUACCAAAAGCAUGUUAGAUGAAGGGACAUCAGAGUACAAUCAUCUAGAAAAGCAUGUAGAUUUGAAGAACAAAGCUCAGCUGACACAGGUCUCUUCACCUUCCAGAAGCCCAUCAGGUGAGCUUAUUAGUGACAAGGAAAGUACUGAUGAUGCAGCUACCAAAUGUGUCCCAACCCACCUUUUAGCUUUACAGCCAAACGUUCAGCUAUCCCCUGCAGAGCCUGCAGUAACAAAGAAAAGGAGGGGAUCAGUAAUGACUGUAAUAACUGGAGAGCUAGAACAAAGACUUAUCAUCCAAGGUGACAACAAGUUGAUACCCGAUUCCUUUGGCCCUGCAAUAAGAAAGGAGCCUAAACUUCCCUGUAGUAUACAAGAGGGAAGCUUGUAUUCUGAGGAGCUUGACACGGAAAAUGAAUUAGAAAGCUUGUCUGAGAUACAGGACGUGUCUGAGAACAUCCCUGAUGAAGCUAAUUGCCAUAAUGAUUCAGCACAGGCUGCCACAUUAUCUACUUCUUCAGCAUAUGCAGAAAAGAAACAGAUUUUCACAGAACAUUCAUGUAUCAAGGAAACAACCAAAAACCUUUGCAGCAAACAAUUAUCCGAUGAUAGCUUAAGAAGAGAGCCUGAAGCCCAUCAGCUACAUCAGUUAGCCAAAUCCAACUCUGAUGAAACUGAGAAAAAGACUGAACUGAAGGAAGAUUUUCAUCAGAAUACAGAUAUCCCCACAUCAUCAAUAAAACAGAUUAGUCAGAAAGACUUGAAAUCAGAAAUGAAUAAGACCAGAAAGCUACCUUUGUUGAAAGACACCAGAGCCAGCGAUAGCUCCCAGGAAGAAGCAAUAGACCAAUGGGCCAGGAGACGGAAACAGUUCAAAGACAGCAAAAAAUGCAGUUCAGCUGGAGGAAGCUCCAUAAACAGCACAAUCACUGAGGGAUCAGUGAAUUCAGAGGAUGCCCGGUCAGUAGAUCUGGGACUACAUUCUGAAAAUGAGGACAGAGGUUUCUAUACAGAAAACUUUCAUUCUGCUUCUUGGGUUUUCAGAGGAGAUGAUGUCUCUCCCAAUAAUAGUCCUAGAUGUCUCAGCAAAAGGCCUAGACCAGUGGCAAUUCGUGAAAGAACAGUGAAGAUUGCUAAAGGAACUGGCAAUUACCCAUGGGGUUUCCGAAUCCAGUUCUCAAAGCCUAUCCUUGUGACUGAAGUUGACACAAACAGUGCAGCUGAAGAAGCAGGGCUUCAGGUAGGGGACAUUCUGAUAGCAGUCAAUGGAACGGAUGUCACCAGCAUGCCACAUUCAGAAGCUGCAAAUCUGGCAAGGAAAGGUCCCGAUAUCUUGACUAUGGUGGUGGGAUCAGAUAUCAGCCGUUACCCUAACACUCCCAGGCCCACCUGUCGGGGAUAUUUGCACAAACGAACACAGUCAGCGAUAUUGAAGGGAUGGAGGAAGAGGUGGUUUGUGCUGAAACAUAAUGGGCACCUCCACUAUUACAGACACAAGAAGGAUGAAGGGAAAUGCAAGCCCCUAGAAGUAACUAAGUUGGAAGGAGCGGAAAUUGGAGUUGAUACCAGUCUGGGUAAACCAUUUGUUUUUAAGUGCAUACCUCAAAGUGGAAACAGGAUUUUCUACUUCUGUGCAACUUCUAACCAAGAAAUGAAGAGGUGGUUGGAGGCUAUGGAUAAAGCAGUGCAUCCUGUCCAUCAGAACCACGUAUGGGUAGAUGUCACACUGCAUAACACCACACUGCCACCCUUGGCUAUCAAGAACCCGGAGUGCCUCGGGCUCCUGCACCAGCUAGAUAGAAACAAGGACGUCUGGGUUCAGCACUACUGCAUCCUGAAGGACGGCUGCUUGUAUUUCUAUGCCACUCUUCGCUCCACACCGGCCCAAGGUGGCCUUUAUCUACAGGGCUAUAUUGUGAGUGAACAGUCUUUGGGCUCAAAGAGAUCUGUAAUUGAGCUCAAACCUCCAUCUGAAGAGUUUAAAACCUUCUACUUAUGUGCAGAGAAUGUGAAUGAAAAUAAAAGGUGGAUUACAGCUUUGAAAGCUUCAAUAAAUAAAUGGUUACCCCUACACCAGGCAAUUCAAGAUUUCAUGAACAGACCACUGGAGGAGACAAGGAUGUAAGAAGAAAGGUCAUUUUCCCUCAAUUUCUGUUUUUCAUUUAAAAUUUCAUGCAAUGUCUUAUAAUGACUCAUCUCAAAAGACACUAGCAACAGGUAAUCUUUUGCAUUGCUAUACAUUCACAUCUUCUGUCAGCAUUAGUAAAUAAAAGCAAAGCAAUGUUGCCUU
Messenger RNA from Dromaius novaehollandiae (emu), 13626 nucleotides. RefSeq lists its product as uncharacterized. Bases 9529 to 13461 code for a protein of 1310 amino acids. The record is from RefSeq and is a predicted model, not a curated record. The transcript is spliced from 12 exons. NCBI's taxonomy places the organism in Eukaryota, Metazoa, Chordata, Aves, Casuariiformes, Dromaiidae. Gene Ontology annotation, molecular function: protein binding.